This is a messenger RNA of Lagenorhynchus albirostris (white-beaked dolphin), 2741 nucleotides long. RefSeq names its product zinc finger CCHC-type containing 10 (gene ZCCHC10). NCBI's taxonomy places the organism in Eukaryota, Metazoa, Chordata, Mammalia, Artiodactyla, Delphinidae. The transcript is spliced from 5 exons. Gene Ontology annotation, molecular function: nucleic acid binding; zinc ion binding. Bases 1 to 756 code for a protein of 251 amino acids. The record is from RefSeq and is a predicted model, not a curated record.
AUGUCAACUUCCGUUUCUCCUAAACCAGCAAAUCCUGGACUCAAAAGCACACAGCUUUAUAUCACAGCAAGGCAUGUCAUCAAGGCCCAAGGACCCGAGCAGCUGUGUAUGAAGAUGAGAGAAUACGAUACAAUUUUUGACACGACUGGUCCCGCCCACGCCUACGGACUCCGGGGUUCUAAGUCCCCGCCCCCUCCGAGGAGUUUCCCAAAACCCAGCGCGGCAGGCCUCAGCCGCGCUAAGAUGGCGACUCCCAUGCAUCGGCUCAUAGCCCGGAGACAAGCUGAAGCAAAUAAACAACAUGUAAGAUGUCAGAAAUGCUUGGAAUUUGGGCAUUGGACUUAUGAAUGCACAGGAAAAAGAAAGUACCUACACAGGCCUUCAAGAACAGCAGAACUAAAGAAAGCUUUAAAAGAAAAAGAAAACAGAUUAUUAUUACAGCAAAGCAUUGGAGAAACUAAUGUAGAAAGAAAGACCAAGAAAAAAAGGUCUAAGAGUGUAACUAGUUCCAGUAGCAAUAGCAGUGACAGUUCAGCCAGUGAUUCUUCGUCAGAGAGUGAAGAGACCUCUACCUCAUCCUCCUCAGAGGACAGUGACUCUGAUGAAAGCUCCUCCAGUUCAUCAUCUUCAGCCUCCUCCACAAGCUCUUCCUCGUCCUCCGAUUCAGACUCAGAUUCCAGCUCUUCCAGUAGCAGCAGCAGCAGCACAAAUAGUAGCUCUGAGGAUGAACCACCAAAGAAGAAGAAAAAGAAAUAGAAUUGUUCCAUCCAUGUUGGACUGAUGGACUAAAAACGUUAAUGCGAUUCUCAGAAGGGAAUUUAGAAUGUGUUAAGACCAAAUAGGUUAACUGAUCAAAAUUUUUAGAGUUCAAAAGUUUCUAAACGUUUUACAUUGUAGGAGCAUAAAGAGUAUUAAUAAUGGAUUAUAUAUAUAAAGACUUUUUUAUUUUAGGGGUGAAUUUUUUUUUAUCUUUAAAAUAUAUCUCUAAAAUUAAUCAAAGCUGAAAUCUAGUAAAUCUUUUUUUUUUUUUUUUUUUUUUUUGGCGAUACGCAGGCCUCACUGCUGUGGCCUCUCCCGUUGCAGAGCACAGGCUCCGGACGCGCAGGCUCAGCGGCCAUGGCUCACGGGCCCAGCCGCUCUGCGGCAUGUGGGAUCCUCCCGGACCGGGGCACGAACCCGUGUCCCCUGCAUCGGCAGGCGGACUCUCAACCACUGUGCCACCAGGGAGGCCCCUCUAGUAAAUCUUUUUGUGAUGAAACCUAUCUUUUCUCCCUGUGAAAUAAAUGCCAUACUUUGUUACAUGUUAGUGCUAUGUAUCAGACACGUUUUCAGGAUAAUGCAUCAGAAUAUCUAUCUGGCGGUGAAUUUCUAAUGCUUUUGGCUGUAUGUUACUAUGUAAGAUUUAAUACCUCUAUAAGCUUAGAGUUUUCCUACUGUUAAUACAUGUGCUCUAUUUUUAUGUUUAUGUUCAGAAAGUUCUUCUGACUUCUUCUUCUAAGUGAAAAGUUCAAGGAAUCUAUUAAUAAAUUUAUACCUUUUUGAUGGUACAAGUUUUAAGUUACUGUGUUGUAUCAUUCAUUUUCUUCUGGUUCUUAGAGUUACCCUUUUAUGACAAAAAUUAUUCUAGAGGAACUUAAAAAGGAACAAAAUUCUGAAACUACAUAGGACUCUAAUCUUGGUGCCUUUUGAUAAAUUCAUUGUAUCAGAAAAGAAAACAGUCAUUUAAAAAGCUAACUUAGGGCUUCCCUGGUGGCGCAGUGGUUGAGAGUCCUCCUGCCGAUGCAGGGGACACGGGUUCGUGCUCCGGUCCGGGAAGAUCCCACAUGCCGCGGAGCGGCUGGGCCCGUGAGCCAUGGCCGCUGAGCCUGCGCGUCCAGAGCCUGUGCUCCGCAAUGGGAGAGGCCACAACAGUGAGAGGCCCGCAUACGGGAAAAAAAAAAGCUAACUUAAGUAAAAGUGAUAUAAAUACCUUUGUGUGUUGAUAUGCUUAAAAGGUACCAUUCAAAGGGGGAAAAAAUGGUAGGAGGAAGAGAGGUAAUUUUUACAGAAAAUUAGAGUGAUGUUGGUUGCCUUUUACUAAAAUAUUAAGUUUUCAUAAAGAUUGCCUUUUACCAUUUUGCAAUUGUGGUAUGACAGUUCAUAUGGUAACUGGUCGUAUAUGACAGUCUACUGCAUAAAUAUGAAUGACUUGGAUUAAUCUGGUGUGUUGACAUAGCAUAUACACAGUUGACAUCUAGCAUGAAAGUUUAAAAAGAAAUACUGCACAGUAUUUCUUAAAAGUAAAGUACCAGGCCAUGGUGAAAUUAUUUGGUUUAACAUCACAUUAUUUUGUGAUGUCUUUUAAACUUUUUGGAAAGAGGUAUCAUUUGUAGAAAAAUCUUGAUUUGGGUUAAAUAUAGGUUUUUUAAAACUACAGAUGUUGUCUUUUUAUAUUUUUAUGGAAAAGCAGUAGAAAAUUACUUUUGAAGAAAAUGGACUUCUAUUUAAAUGUUUAAGUAUAUGUAUGUUGUGAGCUUAAAGAGCUGUAAUUACCUGUUUUACAGAACCGUUGCUUUCAAUGAUUGUAAAUAAACUCUCAAAACAUCAUUUUAAGGCUCCAUACAGAAUGUGUCAAUUGACAGGCAAAUUUAAUAAAUUACUAACGAAAUACAGUUUACAAUGUAAUCUCUGUAAGGGCAAUUUUAGCAGUUAAACUUGGAAGGGAAACAAAUGUGUACAUAGGUUACAUCACUUGCAGUUAA